This is a messenger RNA of Trichechus manatus latirostris (Florida manatee), 1993 nucleotides long. It is a transcript of the gene SEPSECS, whose product is annotated as Sep (O-phosphoserine) tRNA:Sec (selenocysteine) tRNA synthase. NCBI's taxonomy places the organism in Eukaryota, Metazoa, Chordata, Mammalia, Sirenia, Trichechidae. The record is from RefSeq and is a predicted model, not a curated record. Gene Ontology annotation, molecular function: O-phosphoseryl-tRNA(Sec) selenium transferase activity; tRNA binding. The coding region runs from base 1 to 1668 and encodes 555 amino acids. Gene Ontology annotation, biological process: conversion of seryl-tRNAsec to selenocys-tRNAsec; selenocysteine incorporation. The transcript is spliced from 11 exons.
AUGCUCAAAUCCUCUAGGCACACUAAGGGGUUCUGCUCUCGUUUGUGUGAGAGCGAGACGCGAUUCUUGUGCCAACGCUCUGCCGUACCGUCUAGGCGGCGAGUUGCAUCCUGGUUCCGUCGGCUUCUUGGGGUGUGCAGACUGUUCUGCGUACCCGCUGCCACCGCCAUGAACCGCGAGAGCUUGGCAGCGGGAGAGCGGCUGGUGUCGCCGGCUUACGUGAGGCAGGGUUUUGAGGCCCGCCGCUCGCAUGAGCACCUUAUACGGCUGCUUCUGGAGAAGGGCAAGUGUCCAGAGGAUGGCUGGGAUGAAAGUACACUUGAACUCUUUCUACAUGAACUUGCAAUCAUGGAUAGCAACAAUUUCUUGGGCAAUUGUGGUGUGGGAGAAAGGGAAGGGAGAGUGGCAUCUGCAUUAGUUGCUCGCCGCCAUUACAGGUUCAUUCAUGGAAUUGGACGGUCAGGUGAUAUUGCUGCUGUGCAACCAAAAGCUGCAGGUUCUAGCCUUUUGAACAAAAUUACCAAUUCUUUAGUCCUGGACAUCAUAAAGUUGGCUGGUGUCCGUACAGUGGCCAACUGCUUUGUAGUUCCAAUGGCAACUGGUAUGAGUCUAACCCUGUGUUUCUUAACAUUACGGCACAAGAGACCAAAGGCAAAGUAUAUUAUAUGGCCACGAAUAGACCAGAAGUCCUGCUUUAAAUCCAUGAUCACUGCAGGUUUUGAGCCUGUGGUGAUAGAGAAUGUCUUAGAAGGUGAUGAGCUGUGCACAGACCUGAAAGCAGUGGAGGCUAAAGUCCAGGAACUCGGGCCUGAUCAUGUUCUGUGUAUUCAUUCUACUACAUCCUGUUUUGCUCCAAGAGUACCUGAUAGAUUAGAAGAACUGGCUGUGAUUUGUGCUAAUUACGGCAUUCCACAUGUAGUCAACAAUGCAUAUGGAGUACAGUCUUCAAAAUGUAUGCACCUCAUUCAGCAGGGGUCUCGGGUUGGUAGAAUAGAUGCUUUUGUUCAGAGCUUGGACAAAAAUUUUAUGGUUCCAGUAGGUGGUGCUAUAAUUGCUGGCUUUAAUGAUUCCUUCAUCCAGGAAAUCAGCAAGAUGUAUCCAGGAAGAGCUUCAGCUUCACCUUCUUUGGAUGUCCUUAUUACUUUAUUAUCACUUGGAUCAAAUGGCUAUAAGAAGCUAUUAAAAGAAAGAAAGGAAAUGUUUUCGUAUUUGUCCGACGAGCUAAAGAAGCUGUCAGAAGCCUAUAAUGAAAGACUGUUGCAUACACCUCGCAAUCCCAUAUCUUUAGCUGUGACACUUAAGACACUGGAUGAACACCAUGACAAAACUGUCACUCAGCUUGGCUCAAUGCUUUUUACCAGACAGGUUUCAGGAGCCAGGGUUGUGCCUCUUGGGUCUGUGCAAACUGUGAGUGGCUACACUUUCAGAGGCUUCAUGUCACAUACAAAUAAUUACCCAUGUGCUUACCUCAAUGCUGCGUCAGCCAUUGGAAUGAAGAUGCAGGAUGUGGACUUGUUUAUCAAGAGACUUGACAAGUGUUUAAAGAUAAUAAGACGAGAACAAAAUAAAGAGAGUGAUGUAUCUGGAGUUAACAGUUAUGACACAACUGAAGAUGUGGAUAUUGGAGAAAUGGCUUUAAAACUUGGUAAUGUACUUUGUGACACAUAGCAGGAUGCCUCUUCAUGAAAUGAGAAGGGUUUCUUUUUUGAUAAUUUGAAAGAAAUGAUGUGCCUGCAGUACAAACAAGCAGUUUAAAGAAAAGAGUUGAGAUUUUGGAUUGAGAAUUCAUGGAGAAUAUUUAAAGAACAGACUGGUGUGAGCUAGCCACUGGUGAUUGUUACGUUUUUAAUUCUUAGACUGCCUCAAUCCUUAUGGUCCUUAACAGAUUAGAAUAGACAGCAUUUUUCUAAUUGUUAGAAUGUUUUUCAGUUAAGCUCUAUGAUUCACAUAAUUCUUGCUAAUAUAAUGACAGUAAAAUCACCUCUGACUCUCU